AUGGCUGUGGAGCUGGACGUGUUUGUGGGUAACACCACGAUCAUGGACGAGGAGGUUUAUCAGCUCUGGUUGGACGGAUAUACAGUAAACGACGCGGUGAAGUUCCGAAUGGAGGGCGGAGCGCUGGAAGAGUGCGAGGCCAGCGCGGACGUGCUGCUGAGCGACACCAUGGACCAGUACAGAACCUUCCAGAUGUGCGAGCGUCUUCUGCACAGCCCGUCCAAACUGGCUAAUCAGUUGCUCUUCCAGAUCCCGCCUCAUCGACAGGCCGUGCUCAUCGAGAGAUACUACGACUUUGACGAUGCCUUUGUGCGUGAAGUCCUGGGCAAGAAACUCUCCAAAGGAACCAAGAAAGACUUGGACGACAUUAGCGCCAAGACGGGCGUAACUCUCAAAAGUUGCAGACGGCAGUUUGACAACUUCAAGCGUGUUUUUAAAGUGGUGGAAGAGCUGAAGGGCCCUCUGGUGGAGAACAUACGUCAGCAUUUCCUUCUCUCGGACAAGCUCGCAAGGGAUUACGCGGCCAUUGUGUUCUUUGCCAACAAUCGCUUUGAGACUGGGAAGAGAAAGCUGCAGUAUCUCACCUUCCAGGACUUUGCUUUUUGCGCCGGGCAGCUUAUCAACAACUGGACCGUCGGCGCCGUGGGUGAGAAAAAUCCCUCCCAUCCAGAUAACAUGGUGGAAGACAUGGACGUGGAUCUAGACAAAGAAUUUCUCCAAGAACUGAAAGAACUGAAGAUUCUCAUUUCUGACAAGGAUCUGCUGGAUCAACACAAAAGCUUGGUGUGCACGGCCCUCCGGGGGAAAACCAAAGCUUUUCCUGAGAUGGAGGCCAAUUUCAAGAAUCUUUCCAGAGGCCUGGUGAACAUCGCCGCCAAGUUAACCAACACCAAAGACGUCCGCGAUUUCUUCAUCGACCUCGUGGAGAAGUUCAUCGAACCGUGUCGCUCGGACCGAUGGACGGCGGCGGACACCAGGCUCUACUUGACUCACUACGCCAAUUCCGCACACAUACUGGACACCUUCAAACAUCAAGCGGUGUGGGACAGAUACAUGGGCGUCAUCAAAAGCUGCGUCUUCAAAAUGUAUCACGACUGA
Molecule: messenger RNA, 1098 nt
Organism: Nerophis lumbriciformis (worm pipefish)
Lineage: Eukaryota; Metazoa; Chordata; Actinopteri; Syngnathiformes; Syngnathidae
Source: RefSeq, a predicted model, not a curated record